Messenger RNA from Galendromus occidentalis (western predatory mite), 2693 nucleotides. RefSeq names its product tuberous sclerosis 1 protein hamartin. Lineage: Eukaryota; Metazoa; Arthropoda; Arachnida; Mesostigmata; Phytoseiidae. Gene Ontology annotation, cellular component: TSC1-TSC2 complex. Bases 1 to 2604 code for a protein of 867 amino acids. The transcript has 8 exons. The record is from RefSeq and is a predicted model, not a curated record. Gene Ontology annotation, biological process: regulation of cell cycle; negative regulation of TOR signaling; negative regulation of cell population proliferation.
AUGCCUGUGGGUGCAUUGGAAUUGCUGAGAUCUGUCGACGAUCCAAACAGUGAUCUACAAGACCUCCAAUUAGCUGUUCAUGAAUAUCUCCAACAAAACAAGGACAAAGAAUUCGUGCAUCAGCUCAUAGCUCUCUAUCUUCGAUCAAGAUCAGUUCGGGUGCUAACGCUGCUCAUCAGUUUACGAGAUCCUUUUUACAAAUGGAUGCUGGACCGCUGCUCGGAGAACAUUCGUCAGAAUGAAGCGACCAUCCGGAUCCCGACCUUGAAACUACUUCUGUCCAUCGUACAGAAAGAUCCGUCGUGGUUACACGACAAUCAUGUGAGAAUUCUCCGGGAAGCGUCCGGAAUUAUCAAAGAGGGUCAAGACGUCACAGCUUGCUUCGUGUCAAUCGUUAUCAUGGCGUCGAUUCUCCCGUUGAUUCCCGGCGCUUUCGACAGACGCGCUCUAGAGAGCUUGAUGUUCAGAGCUUUCGCCUACGCAGCUGACUUAUGCGUGAAACGCAAGGAUGAUUUCGCCGAACUGAAUCGCCAGCAUCUAUGCAGCGGUCUAUACACAUUGUACAAAGUGCUAUACUCGAUGUUCCCCUGUAACUUCUUAGCAUUUUUGCGGACGACCUACGGAAGUUCCGAUAGGCCCGAAUACAAACCCGCUUGGGGUCAAAUCAUUUGGCCUAUGAUAAAGCGAACGUAUUUCCAUCCGUUCCUGGUGCAGUACAACUGCGAUAGUGAGACCCACAAAGAUCGCUGGAAAGGUCUCCAAAAGCAUGACAUUAUCGCCGACUGUCAGAAUUACUUCAGUGAUCCGAGAACGGAACGUCAAGUGGAAACGGGACAGCCCAGAGUCGCGGCGAGCAAGCCUUGUAGUAUUCCGAAGAGGAACGACUUCAUCCAAGACGCGCCAUCUUCGGAUGGUGUCCUAGGAAAAACACCGAACCUAUUGGAUGUCAUGACUCCUCAUCCGCCCAGCGACGUUUCGAGCAGCUUGGGAAGCGUGGAUAUCGCGGAGGAAGCGAAUCCUGAAGAACCUACCAAUAGAUCCGACUACGAAGGCAGCGGCACGCCUCAAAGACCGAAAAGACACCGCAGAUCAUCAGUAAAUUUAGCACCGAUACCAGCCGAGGCUACCGAGGACGAGAGGCUCACUGAUGCAGAAGAUCAUGGAUUUUGUUUGACCACUCAAAGGUUGACCCAAGAGCCAACCAACAGUAUUUCGGAGCACGCCGAAGUCCAGGCCGAUCCACCGCCGCACAGCGAAAUGGAGAGCCUCCUCGCAUCGUCAGGGCUCAGACAUCGAUACAUGUCGCAGUGUCAAGCUUCACCUCCACCACCGAACGGCAGUCCUCAGUUCGGGGCGAAAUUGACGAGGUCGCGAUCCUGCCCCUCAAGUCAGCUACCGAUCCACCAUGACGAUUCUGCCUCGCUAUCUGAAACGACGAGCAGCAGUAAUGAAGACCUCAGCUCGAAAUGUCUGUCACUUAGCCUGUGGCCAAACAGCCCGGAGCCUCGCAAACCGAAAGAUAUCGACACCCUCGACGAGAAGACGCCAGCCGAGAUAUUGGAGGACCAUAUGAAGGCGUGCUCAGUCGUUGUCCUCCGCGAGAACGAUCAGCAGAGUUCGAACAGCUUCUCAAGCUCGAAAGAGCAGUCGGCGAUCGAAGAUUUGCAGAAGAAAUUGACUUACACUGAAGCUCAUUCCGUCAUGCUCUACGUGGAAUUAAUGUACGAUCGGCAUCGUAAGGAGAUCCAUAUAGAAAGAAAUAGGAGACUUCUGGAGAAAGCCAAGAGAAUUAUCCAGUUAGAGGAGAAAAACGCGGCCAUGAGUGGUGAAGUCAAAGAGGUUCGCGAAGAAUUGAUAGCGAAAACGAAGAAAAUAGCCGAACUUCAAAAACUGCUCGACGUUAGAAAGGCAGAAAUGCAAGAAGAAGUCAGCCGAAUCCUCGCCAAAGAUUACAGUCAGGCCGAAGAAUAUAGACGAUUGAUAAACGAGAAGAACGACGUCAUGGUGAAGAACGCCGAGCAGAAAUCUUCCCUCGAAGCCGCGAACGCGGACAUAAACACUCUAGGAUCCAGCCUCCACGAGGCGAAGCUCCACCUGGACAACGCGAGGUUGAAAGCAGAGGAGCUCAUCGCUUACCGAGAGAAGUGUAAACGCCUCGAACAGGAAUUGAUAACCCUACAAGAAAUGUACCAGAGACUUGAGGAGAUAUCGAGAACGGGAGCGAGCGAUUGUGGUCAAGUUUUCAAUUCGGACGAAUUAGCGAAGGAGCUCAAACAAUGCAAGGUUCGACUGGAACACCGGAAACAAGAAUCCGAUGCGGCUUGCGAUCGUUACAAAGCAGAACAGGGGAGAGCGGAAAAAGCUGAGAAACAGAUCCGGGACAUGCGCAAGCAUCUCCAUCAGGUGGAAAUGAACUCAGUCGAGCAGAUCAGAGCCAAGGACGACCACAUUGUCGCGCUGAGGAAGAGCCAUGAGCGUCUCCAAGUCUGUGUUCUACAGCUGCACGGCAAAUUGGACGAAGCCGACGCUUUCCAAGAUCAAGGCAAUCGAUAUCAUGACAUGCGGAACGGUCAGGGUAGGGACAGCGCUUCCGUUAAUUCUUGAGCCAGAAUUUCUUACGAGACCGAAUGAAUAAUGAUAAGAGCAUUGUCUCACUCAUAGGACUGUUGACGACGAAUAAAGCAUAAUGAAUU